AUGCAUUUACUGGGACAAUCAGGCGCCUCUCUGCAAUGCCUGACCCAAAUGAACGAGGCCAGGGCUGCCGCCGGUCUACCGGACCUUAAGGAGAGUGAGGACUUGCUGCCUAUUACGGGGGAACCGGGCCGGCAAGGUCAAGGCGAGAGCGAUUUUUGGUCGAAGCUUUGCGCAAAAGUCGUUGCGACUCCUGCUGUACUGGCAUCUUCUGAAGGUACUCUUCCAAAGGGCACAUACGCGUAUUUCGCAACAGUAGAAAGUGAAGGUGAUUGCGCCGCUGCAGUGGAAUAUUGGAAAGGAGGCUUCAGUCUGUUUGAAGAAAAGCUGCCAGAGAAGUACAGCCAGUCCGAGCCCAAGGUAUAUGCUAAUGCUAAAGCAGUCUCUUUUGUUGCUCUUUUCAAUCCGAAGCCCGACCCAACCGUCAGCUGCGCUUUCGUCAAGUGCCCUGCUACAACUACUACAACAACAAAAACUCCAGAGGAGGAGGAGCCUACAGAACCUUCGGGUGGUAGUAGCGGUGGUAACGGUGAUCACGGUAGUAACGGUGGUAACGGUGGUGGAGGUGGAGGGAGGCGGCUCGCGCAACCAGAGGCGACAAGCACUUUUAAUGCCAUUGUUUGCAUUACCUCCCCAGAGGCAUUGCUAGACGACCAAGCUCCAUUCAGUCAGGAAGUAUGGGAUAAGAUUGCAGCAGCAUUGUCGAGUGGGAUUUCUUCUGCCCUACCCGCUGUCCUCCUUGCACUUUCCGCAGUUUCCCUCUCCGCAUCUCUAUCCAUUUGA
This is a messenger RNA of Eimeria mitis, 780 nucleotides long. RefSeq names its product SAG family member. NCBI's taxonomy places the organism in Eukaryota, Apicomplexa, Conoidasida, Eucoccidiorida, Eimeriidae. The transcript is spliced from 4 exons. The record is from RefSeq and is a predicted model, not a curated record. Bases 1 to 780 code for a protein of 259 amino acids.